CACCACAAUCUGCAUUGUUGACGUGCAUAGCAAAGCAAAUCAACAAUGAAGACUACUAGUCUUUUUGCAUGUAUUACUGCUUUGCUCAUCAUUCUAUGUUUUAGAGCUUCCAAUGGGCAACUCAGUCCAACAUUCUAUGCCACGUCAUGUCCCCUUGCAUUGAGUACAGUUAAGACUGCUGUUACUGCAGCUGUGGCAAAGGAGAAACGAAUGGCUGCAUCAUUACUCCGCCUUCACUUUCAUGAUUGUUUUGUAAAUGGAUGUGAUGGAUCCAUACUGUUGGACGAUACCUCGACAUUCACUGGAGAAAAGACUGCAGGACCAAAUGCGAAUUCUGUGAGAGGGUACGAAGUGAUAGACACCAUUAAAAGUCGGUUAGAAGCUGUUUGCAGUGGAGUUGUGUCUUGUGCAGAUAUUGUAACCAUAUCUGCUCGUGAUUCUGUUGUACUUUUGGGAGGGCCAUCAUGGACAGUACAGUUGGGAAGAAGAGACUCAACUAGUGCAAGCUUAAGUGGUGCCAACAGCAAUCUACCUUCUCCCCUUUCAGAUUUAAGUACACUUAUCUCUGCAUUUCAAGCUCAAGGCCUUUCUACCAAGGAUAUGAUUGCUCUUUCAGGUGCUCAUACGAUUGGUCAAGCAAGAUGCACCACCUUCAGAUCUCGUGUCUUCAAUGACACCAAUAUCGAUUCUGCAUUUGCCACCUCUGUUCAGGCGAAUUGUCCAAGCAAUGGUGGUGAUGACACCCUGUCACCUUUAGAUCUUGUCACUCCCACUUUCUUUGACAAUACUUAUUACAAAAAUUUGAGAAGCCAGAAAGGUCUCCUUCACUCUGAUCAAGAACUAUUUAAUGGAGGUUCUGCGGAUUCCUUGGUUACUAGUUACAGCACCAAUCCAAUUAGCUUUUUCAGUGAUUUUGCAGCAGCUAUGGUGAAUAUGGGGAACAUCAGCCCUCUCACAGGCACCAACGGACAAGUUAGAACAAACUGCAGGAAAGCCAACUGAAAUAUCAAAAAUGUAUUCAGUAAAAACGCAACAUAAGAUCGCAAGAUAUUGUGUGCAUGAUUUGAAAGGUUGCCAAAGCUUCCUCUUUUGUAAUUUCUACUUCCUUUUAUUAAUAACGUUUGGCAAAAUAAAUGCCAAAGCAAUGUAAUUUAAAUCCAUGGUUUAAAAAGAGAAAUCAGCGCGAGAAUUUGAAAGCCCACAAUCUUCUGUUUUAAAACUUAA
Molecule: messenger RNA, 1224 nt
Organism: Cryptomeria japonica (Japanese cedar)
Lineage: Eukaryota; Viridiplantae; Streptophyta; Pinopsida; Cupressales; Cupressaceae
Product: cationic peroxidase 1
Exons: 4
Coding region: 46-1002 (318 amino acids)
Biological process (GO): response to oxidative stress; hydrogen peroxide catabolic process
Molecular function (GO): heme binding; peroxidase activity
Source: RefSeq, a predicted model, not a curated record